CCCUGCAGAGUGAUGAACACUAAUGAAGAAUAUGGUGAAGAGGAGCUUAGUGACUACAUCCUCCAGCUCAGUAUUCAAGACUCCUGCCAGGAGGCCUUUCUGAAAUCUGCAGCAAGUUUAGAAGCACCGACGGAUGAGAAUCUGAGAGUCCUGGCUGCCAUCGAGCAAGGUGAGGUGUUGAUGCUCAGAGGAAUGCUGAGACACACCUGUGCCUUCAGAGAGUCGGACGCUCGCGGCUGGCUUCCCGUCCAUCGAGCCGCGAUGCAGCCGGACCCCGAGGUUCUGCACACCGUCCUAAAAUUGACAGCUCAGGGGCUCAGCCUUGAGGAGAGGACGGCGGGGGGGGGGGAGACGGCGCUGACUCUGGCAGUGACAGCCGGGCUGGUGCAGAACGUGAAGAACCUUCUGGAGAACGGAGCAUCACCUCACAACACCAACACCAAGAACGAGUCCCCGCUGCUGCUGGCGGUGAAGGCCGCCUCUCUGGAGAUCAUGCAGCUGCUGGUGGCUCACAACGCCUGGGUGGAGCAGGUGUGCAGGAAGCGAUGGACCGCGAUGCACGAGGCGGCCAAGGUGGGAAACGUGGACAUCCUGAUGCUGCUGCUGAGGAACGGAGGCCAGGUCAACCAGAAGGACGUGUCGGGGGGGACGCCGCUCGCCGUGGCUGCAGAGCAUUCACACUACCACAUCAUCGAGAUUCUGCUGAACUGUGGUAGCAGCGUGAACGCUCAGGCCUGUAACGGUGAGAGUGUCCUGCUGGACGCGUCCGGAUCAGGAAACACCGCCUGCAUUCAGCUGCUGCUCGACAACGGAGCCGACCCCAACCUGCCCAGCACCACCGGACACCUGCCGCUCCACAAGGCCGCGUUCAACGGACACUUCGAUGCUCUGAAGAUGCUGAUUCCUCUGACCACCAAGAAGGCGAUCAAAGCAGCGGGUCAGAGUCCGGUCCACUCGGCGUCAGAGGGAGGUCAGAGCCGCUGCCUGAAGCACCUGCUGGCCUGUGGCUUCGACGUGAACUACCGCAUGAACGCCAGAAACUCAGAGAACUACAGCGACAUGAGGAGGAGCGCCUUGUACUUCGCCGUCUCAAACGGGGACGUGGAGUGCUCUAAAAUCCUGCUGGCGGCCGGAGCGAAGACGGACCUGGACCCUCUGUGCUGCCUCCUGGUGGCGGUCAGGUCGGGGCGCUACGACAUCGUGAAGCUGCUGCUGGCGGCUAAAGCGGACGUGAACUGUUACUUCACGGUGCUGAACGACACGGUGUUUCCCACAGCGCUGCAGUACUGCCUGAAGGACGAGGUGAUGAUGAGGCUGCUGCUCAACAACGGAUACAAGGUGGAGCGCUGCUUUCACUGCCACCAUGAUGACGCUUUCCGUGAAGCCAAUGAAGGGGAGGGGAAGAUUCCAUUCUGUGAGUUCAUGAGCCUCUGCUGCGUCAUGCAUCUGUCCGGCACGGUGGUCCGGACUCUGCUCGACUACGUCAACCGCGUCCAGAUCUGCUCCAAACUCAGACUGCUCCUGAAGAAACAGAGAGAGUGGCCCGACAUCUGCGACAUCCUCAACAGCCCUCGCUCCCUGCGGCACCUCUGCAGACUGGAGAUCCGGAGGCGUCUGACCCUGAAGAGACUCAACAAACCUGAAGUCAUGGACUCGCACGUUUUCCCCCCCAGACUGAAACACUUCAUACUGUACCAGGAGCUCGACCUCUACAGCCAGGACCUCGAACGCAUCAUAUGA
Messenger RNA from Trematomus bernacchii (emerald rockcod), 1740 nucleotides. Its product is annotated as ankyrin repeat and SOCS box protein 15-like. Gene Ontology annotation, molecular function: protein binding. Gene Ontology annotation, biological process: protein localization to ciliary inversin compartment; intracellular signal transduction. The record is from RefSeq and is a predicted model, not a curated record. NCBI's taxonomy places the organism in Eukaryota, Metazoa, Chordata, Actinopteri, Perciformes, Nototheniidae. The coding region runs from base 13 to 1740 and encodes 575 amino acids. The transcript has 9 exons. Gene Ontology annotation, cellular component: ciliary inversin compartment.